Molecule: messenger RNA, 823 nt
Organism: Schizophyllum commune H4-8
Lineage: Eukaryota; Fungi; Basidiomycota; Agaricomycetes; Agaricales; Schizophyllaceae
Product: DnaJ-domain-containing protein
Exons: 3
Coding region: 51-686 (211 amino acids)
Cellular component (GO): nucleus; cytoplasm
Molecular function (GO): protein-folding chaperone binding; protein folding chaperone
Source: RefSeq, a predicted model, not a curated record
CAAGGGGCGUCGCUCCUUGCUCGACAACGCCCAUCUUCUUCCCAACCACCAUGACCUCUUUCCCCGAUUACUACAGGAUCCUGAACAUACAGAAGUCUGCUACAGCAGAUGAGAUAAGACAAGCGUACAAGAAGGAGUCUUUGAAGACUCACCCAGACCGCUUGGCGAAUGCAACGGACACGGAGAGGAGGCGUGCAACAGAGCGCUUCCAAGCAGUUGCAGACGCAUACUACGUGUUGUCCGACGCGUCACGCCGCAGGGAGUACGACGCGCUGUACUCGUCACGAUCAUUCGACGAGAAGACGGAGGACCCAUCCUCGUCGAACAACUUCUUCGCUCAGUUUUCGAAUAUGUUUGGCGGAGGCUCUGAGCGUGCGGCUCCACAGCCAGAGCGGCCAGACGCAGAGGGCACCUUUGCGGACGUGUUCGAGGAGCUUCUGCGUCCGGAGGUUCAGAAGAGAGUACCAUGGUGGACCUACGUAGGCACCGUCUGCGGGGGCGGUAUUGGCUUCAUCGUCGCCAACCUUCCUGGUAUGGGUCUCGGCGCCGUUGCGGGCAAUCGACUAGGCGCCAUUCGAGACGCCAAGGGCAAGAGCGUCGCCGCUGUAUUUGGUCAGCUCGGUGGUCAGCAGAAGGCUGAGAUUCUGCGUGCCCUUGCGAUGAAGGUUUUAGGCUCUCUAGGUUAGAUGUUGGUUGUUGGGACUCGCUGCAUUCAUCUUUCUUUCUUAUUUGCAAACCAUGUACGCAGUAGUUGUCGUUGAGUUUUACCUAUAGUCCAAGCGAAUGUACAAGCGCACUGAAUCAUGCACCAUUUCUGCCCAGC